GGUCGGGUAUGGCCUCCUUGUGGCCGAGCCGGGCGAUUUCAACAAGGAUGGACUGGUCGACUUUGUGUCGUGUGAAUACUCCACCUCUGGGGAUGAGCUUCGCAUGACCACGCAAGGGCCGCUGGGCAUCUGGUCGGCGUUGUUCAACGUCCGUCCGGCGCCGGCGCACACGGGCGAUAGGUGCCGCGCGAUGCGGGUCGGCGAUCUCAAUGGCGACUCGUAUCUCGACUUUGUGGUGGCGAACGAGUUCGUCUCAGGUUCGGGCACGGGUGCCCUCAAUGUAUACCUCAACGAGGCAUCAUCCGGCACAACGUUCACCUUUGCGCAGCAGCUGUUAGGCAUCCACAAGGUCGAACAGAUGUACCUCGCCGAUUUGAACGGCGACUCGUACCUCGACGUUGUGCUUUUUCGCACGACAAUGUCGUUCAUCUACACGGCGUUCAACUUGGGCCCGGCAUCGUACGCGUUCUCGGGCCUUUCGCCCAUUCUUGCCGUCUCGUCGGUGCGUGGCGGCGACGUCGGCGACUACGACGCGGACGGCGAUCUCGACAUUCUCUACUGUUCUUCCGGCGACUUUCGCGUCGUUGUCAACACGGGUGCCGGUGUGUGGGACGCGACGCAUCUUGACUUUCUCGGCCAGAAAGGCUCCGAGUUUUGCUCGUUUGUGGUUGCCAAAGGCACCGACGAGCUGGCCGUUGCUACCGCCAACUUUGGCGGAACGCCGUUCACUUUUGGGCCACCAGACUACGCCGUGGGUGUGACGGGCGGCGGGACCCUUCAUACUGGCCCGGACCCGGGCCAGUCGCAGCGGAAGGAUUUCAAUGUCGACGGCGUCGACGAUCUCGUGAUGGCGCCCCGCGGCUCCCUCGCCCAGCAGGUCGUUCUUGGGCGGGACUUUGGAGGCUUCUUCCCCCCGCUCACCUUCACCAAUUCCCUGCUGUAUGAUUCUGAGUGGGUUUCCACGGCUGACAUCGAUAACGACGGCCUCCCCGACUUUAUUGCCACCACGCAUGGCGGAUCAGGCGGUGCCGGCAUCCGCAUCGUGUCGCGCUCGCGCUGGACGCAAACCAUGGAUGGCCCAGUGGCUACACUCGGCGCUGCCGGUGGGCUUGGCAUCGAGACCCACCUCGUCGCGAUGGCCGCCGUUGACUUGGACAACGACGGCACGCCGGGCCUACUCACGCUUGCGCCGUCGGGCGAGGUCUACUUUCUGCCGGCCGCCAGCGCCACGCCGCGCCUCAUCGGCGCUUCGGCUGCUGUCGGCGCGGCGUCGGCUCUGGUCGUGGCCGAUUUCACGGCAGACGCUGCCCUCGACAUCGCCACAGGCUCGCUCGCCUCGGGCACGGCAUCCCUCUUUGUUGCUGCGGGCGACAACACGUUUUCAGUGGUGAGCGUAGCCACGCCGGAUGUGUCAAUCGUGUCACUGGCAGCGGCAUCGGUCAACGGCGACGCGCGCCCCGACCUCGUCAUCGCGUCGCCGUCCGCCAUCUACGUCCUCGCUCGCGCCGACGCCUCCUCGUUUGCCGCUCCCGUAACUGCCGUCACGGGCCUGACCGACGUCACAGCGCUUGCUGUGCUCUCACACCCCGCGUCGCACCCGCGCACCCCCGCCCUUGUGUACACCACGCUCUCCUCGCUCGCGGUGGCGCUGCCCAGUGCCGACAUGGCGUGGGGUGCGCCGACGGCCAUCGUGGCCCCAGCCGCUCACGGCGCGAACCGCCUUGUGGUGCGCGACCUCGAUGCCGAUGGCUACCCCGACGUGUUGUUUGUGGCCGACGCGCUCGUAUCGUACGUGCUCAGCACGAGCGCGCCGGGUACGUUUGGCGCUGUGCCGGGUACACCCGUGGCCUCGCUCGCGGGCCCGAUCACCGACGUGGCCGUGGUCUUCUCCAAGCCGGCAGCGUUUGGCGACGUGAUAGUGGCCACCGUCGAUAGCGUGCGGGCGUUCAUGACCGCCGAUUGCGGGGCGUCGUGGGAUGAGACGCUGGUUGCUGCGUAUCCCGAGCACGCGCGCAACGUCAGCGGGCUCGCCGUUUACGACGCCAACAGCGACGGGUACGCCGAUAUAGGCGUGUUUGCGGGUACUGACGGGUUUGUGUUCUACGCCUCGGUCCCGUCGUACAACACGCAUCCCUCCACCACCUUUUACGCGCUCGACCAUCCCGAGUGUGGGGGCGUGCCCGGUACCGUGGCGUGCUUGCGCGCAGCGCUGGCGCACUCUGGUGACGGAACUGUGACCACAUUCUGUGUCCCGCCGUCUGUGGGCACUUUCGUGCACUGUCCAUCGGCGGCGCUUGGGGACGUGGCGUUCCCUGUGACCCAGCGUCUCACGCUUGUGGACGCCACAAUCGACUGCACGAUUGCUGGCGGAUCCAGUGGAGCCUUGUUUGCGGUGUAUUCAUCGCUGACACUCCGCAACGUGACGAUUGUGGGGGCGUCGCCGCUGAGCCUGACGGGCGUGUGGGCAGCGGCGACGUUUACGGGCGGUGCGUGGCGAGCCAACGUGGCAUUGGCGGGCGGCGCGCUCGCUCGCUCCGGCAAUGGACCGGUCACUGUGAGUGGCACAGUGCUGGACGCCAACAGUGCGUCGCUGGGCGGCACGUUCUGUGCGACGGCCGCGCCCGUGAUCGAUCUGGAGUCGGCACUGUUGGUGGAGAGCGCGGAGUUCCCUGCGUCGACGCUCAUGGUGUCGGGCGCUCUCAUAACGUCCGCUGGAGCAUACGGCGGCAUUGCACAUAUUUGCAGCGUGGCGCUCGACGUCUCGGGUGUGGACAUGAGUUCGGCGACAACGUCAGCAUCGGGCGGCGGAGGGUACGUGUACGUGUGCGGCCCGGGGCUCACGCAGUACGGGCAUGUGACGCACCCGAGCGUGCUGCCGGUGUCGUCAGUGGCAACACCCGGCGGCUAUGGUGUCGUGGUUGCCGGCCCGCCGCAGAACGCAACGGUGGCCGGUCUGCCGACGUCGGCUAUCUCGGGCGUUCCCCUCGGCUUGGGCACGCUUACGCUUCGUGAUGCAUGGGGCGCCGUGGUGAGCAACCCGUUCAUUCGCAUCGGCGUUUCGCCGCUUUCGGCCACGGGCGACAUUGAGGUGUCGGGUAUGUCGCUCGGCGCGCUCUACGACGAGUCGCUUACUGGCUACUCGCUGGGUGCCAUCACGCUUGCUGUGGGUUCGUGGCCAGAGGACGUGGGUUCGAGUGCGACGUUGGCCAUUGUCGAGUUUGUGGACGCGGAGGUGGAGUAUGCGCGCGUGACGGUGGCGGUCGGGGCGUGUCCGCGCGACUAUGGGCGUACUUCUGCCUCUACGGCGCCGCUGGUGUGUGCCGAGUGUGGCCCGAACGGGUUCUCGACGGAGACGUCGACUGAGCCGUGCGGCAUCGUGCCCACAUGCCCGGACGGGUUUGUGGUCAUCGACGGCAAGUGCGUCACAUGCCCGGGUAACACGGUUCGUGUGGCCAACACGAGCGCCGAGAUGGGCACCGUGGCGCCGUGUGUGUGCGAGCGCGGUUUCUACUCGCCGACGGGUGCGGCCGACGUUGCGUGCGUAGCAUGCCCGCCCGGCGGCGUGUGCGCCGGCGGGACUGACGCACCCGUAGCGGCGCCCGAGUACUACCCGACGGGGCCGGCCCAGUUCUCCGAGUGUCCCAUCGAGCGCUCGUGCUUGGGCGGGCGCCAGUGUGCGCGCGAGUACGCUCCGGGUGAGUUUAUGUGCGUGGCGUGCGCUCAGAACCACUACCGCAAGCCGGACGGGACGUGCGACGCAUGUCCUGGAGCGUCGACGUCGCUCUUUGUCCUCUUCUGCCUCCUGGUGGUGGGCGCCGCUGUACUCUCGUUUGUGCUUGUGCUCGUCGCCAUCAUCCAGUUCCAGCGUGUCGGCGCGAGCGCGGGGCGAAAGAAGCUGCUGCCGCACUCGAUCGGUGUCGCCGUCACGUUUCUGCAGGUGCUCGCGGUGCUAGGUCGCGCGGCGUUCAAGUGGCCGACGCCACCGGUGCAGCAGGUGAUGGACUCCGUGGCGUUUGCCACGUUUGACCUCUCGCUCUUCUCGACCGACUGCACAGUGACGUCGUUCCCGAUGCGGUACGCGCUCUCUGUGGGCUUACCGACCGCGUUCUUCGCGCUCAUUGUGGCCCUCGUUGUGGGGUUCAAAACGUGCCGCUGCUCGUGCCGUGGCAAGAUCGACAUGACGCGCGUCUCGGUGCGUGCGCUCCUCUACCGCCUCAUCUUCUCGUUCGGCCCCAUUGUGUACCUCCCGCUCGCGCGUGCCACGCUACUCUUCUGGGACUGCACACAGCUGCCCGACGGGUCGUACCGCCUCGACUCGUCGCUCGACGAAGAAUGCUACGGGGCGAUGUGGCUGCAGCUCCUCCCGCUGGCGCUGACGGCGCUUGCCGUGUACGUGGUGGCGCUGCCGCUCUCGUUCGGCUUGGUGCUGUGGAAGAACCGGCACGAACUCGACAGCACCCGCGUGCAGCUUGCUUACGGCCCGUUGUUCACGGCGUACCGGCGCGCGCACUAUAUGCACGAAGUGGUGCGCCUCCUCAAGCGGCUGGCGGUGGUGUGCGUGGCGCUCUACGCGUCCAACCUCGAGCACCUGUUGUUUGCGGGUUUUUUUGCCAUCUUUCUCUCCUCGCUCGUAUAUCAGCUCUACAACGCCCCGUUUUUUGACCCACUCCACAACACGCUUGAGGCCAAGCUGGACGGGUCGAUUCUUGCGCUUUGCGCCGCCGGCGUGCUCUUCUGGUCGACGUCGGGACGGAGCAUUUCACAGGCCUCGUACAUCUCCCUCGUGGUGGCCACCCUCGCUGUGCUCUUUGGCACCAUCGUCGUCAUUGCGUACGCCGUGGUCUCGGAACUCAUGAAGCUGAGCUUCAAGCGGGCGCGCGGGUUGACUUCGACGGUGCAAGCGCACCCAACGCCCAGGCCACGGUGGUUCGCCGGUUUGUGGCAUCGCACGUCGCCGACAUCGACUCGCCGUCGCUGCGAGAUCGGUUGUACGCCGUAGUCGCAUGGUUUUCCACUCGAGGCGAGUGCGACGAUGACGAUGAUGUCGAUUUGGGAGCCGCCGACGUCACGUGGGUGCCUGGCCUUACAUCGUCGGACGCCAGCGCAGAUGCGAGUAGAUCGUCAUCGAGUGGAGCGACAAAGGCGUCGGUAUCGGCAUCUUUAUUGUCGGCAUCAUCGUCGAUGGGUUUGCCUGUUGACGACAUCGAGAGCGCCUCCAACUCGUCGCGCCACACCCUCGCCCGUCUCAAGCGCAACCAUCGGCCGUUCGGCCGGCGUAGCUCGCGGACCUCGAUCUCAUCGCGACGGGAAUGAGUAAACUCGACUUUACCAAUCGUC
Messenger RNA from Thecamonas trahens ATCC 50062, 5337 nucleotides. RefSeq lists its product as uncharacterized. Bases 104 to 4999 code for a protein of 1631 amino acids. Lineage: Eukaryota; Apusomonadida; Apusomonadidae. The transcript has 2 exons. The record is from RefSeq and is a predicted model, not a curated record.